GCUUCUGAUCGCAUCUUCACCACCUCGCACACGCGAGCAGGCGGGCUCAACUGUCCUUCAACUUUGUGCUCACUUUCUGCUUUUUUUUUUUUUUUUUUUUUUUUUUUGUGGACAAUCGGCCAGACUGGAGGUGACGGAGGCGCUCAGCGCUCGUGUCGACGGUACCGUGGCGGUGGUGCCGCCGGGCCACACGGACAUGGAGCAUUUCGACGACCGAGCUCAGCGCCGCGGCGCCCGCGCCGGAUCCGCAUCCGGCGCGGCCGGGACGCGCGUCAACGGCGUGCACAGCCCCACGCACAGCGCCCAUUGCAGCCUGUUCCGCGCGCCGCGCACCCUCAAGGCCCUGAGCGCCGAGAGGCGGGCCAAGAAGGUGCGCUUCUACCGCAACGGCGACCGCUUCUUCCACGGCAUCGUGUACGCGGUGUCCGCCGACCGUUUCCGCACCUUCGACGCGCUGCUGGCCGACCUGACGCGCGGCCUCUCGGACAACGUCAACCUGCCGCAGGGCGUGCGCACCAUCUACACGCUGGACGGAUCCGGACGCAUCGGCAGCAUCGAUCAGCUGGUCGAGGGCGAAAGCUAUGUGUGCAGCUCAGUGGAGGCUUACAAAAAGGUGGACUACACCAAAAACGUCAACCCCAACUGGUCGGUGAACGUCAAGGCGUCGGGCGCGGCCUCGGCGCGCGGGCCCCCUUCGCUGGGCAGCGCCAAGGCGGGCCCCGCGGGCACAGUCGGCGGCGGGCUGCCCGAGAACCGCGAGAACAAGGACUUUGUUCGACCCAAGCUGGUGACGGUGGUCCGCAGCGGCAUGAAGCCCCGCAAGGCGGUCAGGGUUCUGCUCAACAAGAAGACGGCGCACUCCUACGAACAGGUGCUCACCGACAUCACCGACGCCAUCAAGCUGGACUCUGGAGUGGUCAAGAAGAUCUACACGCUGGAGGGGAAACUGGUGACGUGUCUGCAGGACUUUUUUGGCGACGAGGACGUGUUUGUGGCAUGUGGACCCGAAAAGCUCCGCUACCAAGACGACCUGAUGCUGGAUGAGACUGAGUGUCGCAUAAUGCGGCCGAUGAACUACGGCAAGAUAUCUUCCAUCCGAGCUUCCCCCAAGGCUUUGAUCCAGACUCGACGCAGCAAGUCCCCCGCGUCCGUGAACGGGAUGCCGGCCAGUCAGCUGUCCACGCCGCCGCAGACGGGAAAGUCUCCCAGCCCCUCCCCCGCCAGCCCGGCCAGCCUCAGCCAACAAUGGCGGGGCUCCGAGGGCUCCUCCCCCUCUCUGUCUUCCACUCAAGCUUCCAGCCCGGUGAACAGCGACGGAGCAGUGACCGACGAGGAAAUGGUGGCGGACGAGUUUCCGGCCGUCCCGUCUUACAUAUCGGAGCGCUACAAGGUGGGCCGCAUGCUGGGCGACGGCAACUUCGCGGUGGUCCACGAGUGCGCCGAGCACUCGACGGGACGCCAUUACGCGCUCAAGAUCAUCAACAAGGGCAAAUGCAGAGGCAAGGAGCACAUGAUCCAGAACGAGGUGGCCAUCUUGCGGCGAGUCAAGCAUCCCAACAUCGUCCUGCUCAUCGAGGAGGUGGACACGUACGGCGAACUCUACCUGGUCAUGGAGCUGGUCAAGGGGGGAGACCUGUUCGACGCCAUCACUUCGGCUAACCGCUACACGGAGAAAGACGCCAGCGGCAUGCUCUACAACCUGGCCAACGCAAUCAAAUACCUCCACAGCCUCAACAUCGUGCACCGGGACAUCAAGCCGGAAAACCUUCUGGUGUACGAGCACGCAGACGGCAGCAAGAGCCUCAAACUGGGAGACUUCGGUUUGGCCACCGUGGUGGACGGACCUCUUUACACUGUCUGCGGCACGCCAACAUAUGUAGCACCUGAAAUCAUUGCAGAAACAGGGUACGGCCUGAAAGUGGACAUCUGGGCCGCCGGCGUGAUCACUUACAUCCUUCUGUGUGGUUUUCCGCCUUUCCGAGGGAGCAGUGAGGAUCAGGAGGUUCUCUUCGACCAGAUUCUGAUGGGCCAGGUGGAAUUUCCUCUGCCGUACUGGGACAACGUGUCGGACACAGCCAAGGAGCUGAUCCGAUCCAUGCUGGAGGUGGAAGUGGACCAGAGAUACACGGCCCUGCAGGUCCUGGAGCAUCCAUGGGUCACUGAUGAAGGUCUUUGCGAGAACGACCACCAGCUGUCGGUAGCGGGAAAGAUCAAGAAGCACUUCAACACCGCACCAAAGGUCGGCGAUGACACAGAGGCGCUUAUUUCUUUGGACGGAGGUUUUUCUAUGCAGAGAUCCGGAUCGCUGGACUUCCAGCAGCACCCGGCCAUGUACUGGAUAAGGCCUCCCCUAUUGAUAAGGAGAGGUCGCUUCUCGGACGAGGACGCCACCCGGAUGUGAUGCCUUUGCAAACCUGACAUGUCCCGCCCAAACGCCAGCCUCCCCCGUGACUUUGACAACAUCUGCAUCAGCUCCGAAGAGGGCGGGAAUCCCUUUCAAGGAGUUCCCACAGAGGGAAAAGUACAAAGCAAAAAAAAAAAAAAAAAAAACAGAGAAUUCUUGGGUGUCUUUCCAAGAGGAGAAGUUUAUUUUAUUCAAUUUUAUUUAUCCAAGUUGUGUCAUCCGUCAUUCCCCUUCUGUGAUGGAACAUCCUUGGCAAUAUGGACCAAUGAACUUCAUUUUUUUUAUACACACACAUAUAUAUAUAUAUAUAUAUAUCAUGUACGUAGUUCCCUUUUUUCACAGAGAUAUGUUUUUGUCGAUCGAUCGGUGGAAGGAAGUAGGUGUUUCUCGCAGUAGGCCAGCGGCGCUUUUUCCUUCAAAACACGUCGGAAAAUGGAACAAAGUAUUGGUGUUGCCUUCCGGUAAUGUCGCAUUGAGACGCUGACGGACGGUGCGUUCGGUCGCCAGUCGUACGUUUGAGUGCCGCUUCUUUCACUGCUGGUGUGUAGCAAACAUGAUUCCAUGAUUCCCCCCCCCCCCCCCCCCCCCACACUAAAGGCCCCGCCCUGAAGCAGACAAAGGUGUAACCUUGCUGAUGUCAAACAUGCAGAACCAGCAGCACUCAAGUGGAUUUACUCCUCAUUCUUCUUCAUUCUUCAUGAAUUCAGCAUAACAGACACACCGUAGCGUCUAAAAUAACGUCUGUUAUUGUUGUUGUUAUUAUAAAAUCUAAUAUGUUCAGUAUUGACUAGCAAAGAAAAGUCAGUCGGGGAGAUCAUCUGGUCCAGUUUUGGGUUUUAUGGCAAAACAUCAAACUUUGCCGCCAUGCUCCGUCCAUACGUAAUGACUCAAAUGUUUUGCAGGUUACGGUCAUUCGUUUGUCUAGUUAAAAAAUAUUCAAAUUGGGUAGCAAUCAGGCAAAAUCUCCAGGAGGAGUGAAGCCCUGGAAUUGGCCAAAUUGAGCCUGAAAUGACCACGUCAAACCAAAGAUGGCAGACCUCCUGGGUAUUUUCAGGCAUGGCUUAUGAAGACUUUUUGGUGGGUCAACACAUGACGGACAUGCCGACCAAAUUGCCCACACACAAUGAUGAAAACUAAAAAUUCGUUGCAAUUUAGCAUCGUCCAUAGUGUACGUGGUUCAAAUUUGGUAUCAAUUGGACAAAUUCUGUAGGACCUUCAACGGAACACUGGAAAUGGCCGCUUUAAACCAAAAUGUCAGACUUCCAGUCUUUUUUUUCCGAUGGCCAACAUGGCUCGCUUGGGGCCGAUGAUCUCUCUCGCAGUCGUCACUUUUGUCUGUAGGUCCCCUUGAUGUGUCGAUUGUAUUGAUUGCGAUCAAUACUAACCAAUCAACGAACAGCAACAAGUGCUCACCAAAGUGCUGUGACGGCUGCACUACACCAUUACGCCUGUUGCAAAACCAAUACAUGUACCUCUCUUCAACAGUGCUCUAUCAACAAUAACGUGGUAUUAACAAUUAUUAAAAUGCUUAGAAAGAAA
Phyllopteryx taeniolatus (common seadragon) is the source of this 3943-nucleotide messenger RNA. It is a transcript of the gene dclk1a, whose product is annotated as doublecortin-like kinase 1a. Gene Ontology annotation, molecular function: protein kinase activity; ATP binding. The record is from RefSeq and is a predicted model, not a curated record. Gene Ontology annotation, cellular component: axoneme. The transcript has 17 exons. The coding region runs from base 197 to 2401 and encodes 734 amino acids. NCBI's taxonomy places the organism in Eukaryota, Metazoa, Chordata, Actinopteri, Syngnathiformes, Syngnathidae. Gene Ontology annotation, biological process: intracellular signal transduction; retina development in camera-type eye; photoreceptor cell development.